This is a messenger RNA of Diaporthe amygdali, 399 nucleotides long. RefSeq lists its product as uncharacterized. The record is from RefSeq and is a predicted model, not a curated record. The transcript is spliced from 2 exons. Bases 1 to 399 code for a protein of 132 amino acids. NCBI's taxonomy places the organism in Eukaryota, Fungi, Ascomycota, Sordariomycetes, Diaporthales, Diaporthaceae.
AUGUUUCCCAUUCGAGGCUCUCCCGGUAUAGGGCUACUGGCCAUAUGUCUACUCCUGACUAUCAUUGGUCUCGCCAACCUCAAUAGCAACGACAAGCCCAUCGACUACCGCAACCCCUCACAUAAUCCUCGCGGGAAUAGCAUUCAUAACGACCGGCCGGGACCUCGCGGUCUACAAUACGCUGCCAAAGAAGGCCGCCGCCAAGCGCGAAGAAGUGGCACUCGCAGCGCCUCCAUCUCGGCCACACGCACGUCUUCCCCGCAGCCUACGCCUACUUGCUACAUACCAGGCUCGCUCACCCCCUGGUACGAUGUAGAGGUAGACAAGCUGUGCCAAUGUGACCACUACGAGUGGGACGACGGCAGCGCAACGGCGAACGCGGGUUGGGGACCCGUCUGA